AUGCUGGCAGUUUCUUUUGCGAAGACCACUGCCCGAAGUGGCAAGGAAUGGUUGCAAGGCUUCACCAUACAGUUCACCGGCGAUGAUGCAGGGAUUGACCAUGGCGGCCUUACAAAGGCUUGGGUUCAAGAGGUUGGGUACGCGCUGUGGGGCAGUGAUGCCUUUUUUGAUACAACAGCUGCAGGAAGUCUUUUCAAACCCGAUAGUGCAACCGACGUGCUUUUGCACUGCUUUCAUGUGCCCUCUGAAUCUUUGUACAGAUGGCUUGGCCGCUUUCUAGCAUAUGCUCUCUACCAGCAGUGUGUGUUGGAUUGCGCUCUCAGUCCAUGGGCACUCCGCUGGCUGAUACGUGUUAUUGAGACGCAAGCAGCCGCACCAGCCCUACUCAGACAAGCAGCAGGGUCCUGGCGUCGUGAUGGCAGCGAUGAUUGCAAAAUUGCAAGCAUUUCUGGAUCCGUGCUUUUGUCCCACAUGGAUGCGAGUGGCCUUCCACCAGAAACUCCCCUCCGGGUUUCAGGUCAACACAUUGAGGCAGACUUUGACGGUGAAACUGUCAGGGCUACCCUUUCUGAUGGCCAACUCCACUGGAGUGAUGGAGAUCUUUGGGUGAGAUGUUCUGAAAGCUCCAUGUUGCCCGUGUGGGAACAAACACCCACCGGGGAUGAUCAACUUCUAGAGGACCUGGCGACGAUGGACCCGGCCAUGGCCAACAGCCUGUGGCGUGUGCGGCAUGAGAUGCUGGAGGAGGAUUUGCAGUGGCUCACGUUUUCAUAUGGCGGCCGAGAGCUUGUUCCAGGUGGAGAUGAUAUAGAUGUAAGCGCCGAAAAUCGAGCGGAAUAUGUCCGAUUAUGUUGCAAGGCCGCCCUGUUGUACACUUCCCAGAGAGCUUUCCAAGCCUUCAGUGAUGGAUUCUUUGAGGUCAUUCCCCCAGAGAUGUUCCUGGGUGCUCCGGUUGACAUUUUUCAAUGGCUUUUGCUGGGUAACGCCCAGAUUUCGGACGCACAGAUGAGCAAGCUGGAGCAAAUCAUUAUUCCGGAAGGCUUGGUGCCCAAACAUCUCAAGGAUCAAGCAGAGGUUCGAGAUUCAGCUCGAUGGGUCUUUGACAUCAUUCACAGGUCCGAUGACAACUUCAGGUCUCGGCUCUUCGAAUUUUGGACGGGCAACGGGCGCCUUCCUCUGGGAGGUGUCGAGGCUAUUGAGCCGAAACCACGGUUGCAGGUCAUGGUCUCUCAGGAGAAGCAAUAUAUUCCCGUGGACUAUGUUUGGGAGGUCCAGAUUCCUGGCGGCUGGCGAGCAUACGGCCAACAAAUGUGUGGCAAUUUGAACAAUAUGCUUGAAGCUGGCCUCAGGAUGUGCGAGUUCCAAAUGGGCCCUAAUAAGAUCGUGAUUGACCUUGGAGCUGGGCUACAGAUUAAUAGCCGCACCAAUGAGCGACGCCGCAUUCGGCGCCGGCCGCUUCAGUUCCUGGCUGAUGACACUGUUCUCUCUUUGCAGGGGUAA
Molecule: messenger RNA, 1500 nt
Organism: Durusdinium trenchii
Lineage: Eukaryota; Dinophyceae; Suessiales; Symbiodiniaceae
Source: the annotation of a GenBank genome assembly